AAAACAGACGCCUCUGCUGGCCAAGAUGCAGGACACUCCGAAGGCCCUGACCGGUGACCCUGACAUCAGUAAGCACGAGAACAAAACGCAGAAGGAAGAGAUAAGAGAAGAGAAAUUUGAAAGUAUGAUAGCAGCCAAGCAGCCGUCUUCAGUUCACUUUUUCCCAAUGAUGAUAGAUCUGGACAACAUGCAGAUAUGGUUGUCAGAGUCACUUUCCAAUGAAAUGCCGGUCAGCUUCCAUCAGAUCACUAGCGCCCAGAACAGCGGUCUAACCGGAUCCUCAGCAGGACCACUUACUUCUAAAUCUACCAUCAUGAGCCUCUCCCGAGGAGAUACCAGCCUGGCAAAGCAGAGCUCAAGCUUCAUGGCUCCAAAGAAACACCUAAUGAGCUUUGACUCAGCCACACUUGUUCUGGGGGAAGGAGAAGAUUAUUUUCUUUCUUUGUUUGGAGACUCGAGAAAACUCACGGCACACUCUUCUCAAUCCGAGGAUGUCAUCAAACACUUGUCUGUGAUUCUUGAAGAAGUCGGCCAGUUUACAUCCAGUUCUCUCCAAGACAUCAAAAUAGCUGAUGUAAACGUCAAGGGAUUGUUCGUGCGACUCGUUAACUCUUCUGAAGGCAAAGAAGUGGAGAUUGGAAACCACAUUCUCCAACAGAAUGUGAACGGGCACGCAGUUUCCCUGUACCGAUUCCCCCACAAUGUCACGAUGCAGGCCAGUUCCACGGUGACAGUGUGGGCAGCAGCAGCAGAAGCAAAGCCCGAGCCACCAACAGACUUUGUUUGGGAGGAACAGAACAGGUUCCGAUCCAGUCCUGACUGCACGACGAUCCUGUGCAAACCCAACGGUGAGGCGAUCGCCUGGUACACUCCGAUCCACUGGAAGCAAGCAUGGGAGAAGUUAGAGACCGACAUUGAAUUUGAGAGAUGCUCAGUAGUGAUUCCAACAGUGAAAAGCCAUCUGUUUGGGUGGACAGUGGCAUCUGCGUCCUCCAUAAAUAAGGAAAAACAAGAGUCAGCAAAGAGAGAGUUCUCCCAGUACCAGAUAGGGCACACCUGCCCUGCUCUUAAAAGAGAAAAGGAAAUCUCGCCGACCGUUUUACCCAACCGGAGUCCUUGGUGCCGCAGUCCCUACGCCUCUCCGCAUCCCUACUGUUCGCUCAUCGAAUCAGAGGACGCAGACUUUUCCCAGAGCAGGUUGGGUGCGCAGCCGAAGCCUAAGCCAGCCAAGCCUGAAUCAGCCCCAGACUCAUCCCUUCAGCGUUCCUACAUAAAUCUAAGAGAACGUCCAGAAAUCUUCUACCACUUUGGCACCAGUAUGGCUGAAGCCUUCAGCUUCAUGAACUGACUGACCAGCUUCUGAGUCCUUAGGCUCUUCCAUGUGCAGACAGCCAUUACUGGACUGCCCGGCCCC
Molecule: messenger RNA, 1414 nt
Organism: Microtus ochrogaster (prairie vole)
Lineage: Eukaryota; Metazoa; Chordata; Mammalia; Rodentia; Cricetidae
Gene: Lmntd1
Product: lamin tail domain containing 1
Exons: 8
Coding region: 26-1348 (440 amino acids)
Cellular component (GO): nuclear envelope; cytoplasm
Source: RefSeq, a predicted model, not a curated record